AAGAAAGAAAGCGAUAGAAAGAGCGAGAAAACAGUAAGCACGAGAAAAAGAAAAUCCCAAGCAGAAGAGAGAGAAUGUUAUCAUCACCUUCUCUCUCUCUCUCUCUAACUUUCUUCCUUCAUCUCACUGUCGCACACGGACUUAACGCAUUGAUUUCUCUCUCUAUCACACGCUCCCACACAUUGGUGUUUGUGUCGGUUUGAAACUUCGAAUCACGGACUCUCACGCGCACAGUGUUCUUAGUCCACUCUGUUGGUCACGGAUUUCGACUAGCAUUGCGUCUUAAACCCUCACUGGAACAGUGGAACUAGAUCGUAGUUCGAUCUAUCUCACUCUCACUCUCACUCUCUGAAUGCUGCUUUCUCACUCUAGGUUUUGAAGGUUUCUUUUCGCUUUUCGAUCCGCAAUGGCGCCAAAGCGAGGGUUUUCCUUCGCUAAGAACAGAGGCAAAGGGUCGUGUUUCCCUGUUUUCGGUUUCGUUCUCCUCUGCGUUCUUGCGCCAGUGGUUUUCUUCCUCGGUCGGGGGCUUUACCCUGCGGAUCAAGACUACAUUUCAGAUAUUCCAAGUAAACAGGUUACCAAAUCUAGAGAAUGGCAGACAUUGCAGGACCUUAAAUCACUUUUUUCAAAAGAGGUUCUUGAUAUUGUUGUAUCCAGCACAAAUGAUAUGGGGCCUUUGAGUCUUGACAAUUUCAGAAAAAAUUUGUCUGCUUCAUGGAGGGUUGUUGGAUUAGAAACUUCAAAUACUAGAUAUGAGCUAAACCAACCAACAACACAUGUUAGACAAGAAAAGGCAAAGGUGAAGGAAGGCAGAUCUUCAGAUGGUCUUGCCCGGUGGACUGAUAGUCCUACACAUCAAUCCCGAAGGCACUUAAUAGAGAAAAGGCGGGAAAAGCGUGCUGCUGAGUUGGUAAAACUGGAUGAUGAAGGGAUUGUAAAACUUGAAAAUGCAGCUAUUGAACGCUCAAAAUCUGUUGAGUCAGCCGUUCUUGGCAAAUACAGCAUUUGGAGGAAAGAAAUUGAAAAUGAAAAUGCUGAUUCUACUGUUCGGUUGAUGCGGGACCAGAUCAUUAUGGCUAGAGUAUAUUUAAGUAUUGCAAAGAUGAAGAACAAGCUUGAACUGUACCAAGAACUAUAUUCUCGGCUCAAAGAGAGUCAACGCGCUUUGGGUGAUACAAUUUCCGAUGCGGAUCUACAUCAAAGUGCACAUGGAAAAAUAAAGGCUAUGGGGCAAGUUUUGUCAAAAGCAAGAGAGCAAUUGUAUGACUGCAAGCUGGUCACUGGAAAACUGAGAGCAAUGCUACAAACAGCUGAUGAGCAAGUUAGGAACUUCAAGAAACAGAGCACAUUCCUCAGUCAGUUGGCUGCCAAGACCAUACCAAAUGGAAUCCAUUGCUUAUCUAUGCGCCUUACCAUAGAUUACUACCUCCUUCCUCCUGAAAAGAGAAAGUUCCCUAGGAGUGAGAAUUUGGAGAAUCCCAGUCUUUAUCAUUAUGCACUGUUUUCAGACAAUGUCUUGGCUGCAUCUGUUGUUGUCAACUCAACUAUUACAAAUGCAAAGGAUCCUUCAAAUCAUGUUUUUCACCUUGUUACUGAUAAACUGAAUUUUGGAGCCAUGAACAUGUGGUUUCUUUUGAACCCUCCUGGAAAAGCUACAAUCCAUGUUGAAAAUGUUGAUGAUUUUAAGUGGUUGAAUUCAUCAUACUGUCCAGUCUUGCGGCAACUUGAAUCUGCUACAAUGAAAGAGUAUUAUUUUAAGGCUGGCCAUCCAACCAUACUUUCUUCUAGUGCCUCCAAUCUGAAGUAUAGAAAUCCAAAAUAUCUCUCCAUGCUCAACCAUCUGAGAUUCUAUCUUCCGCAAGUUUAUCCAAAAUUGGAUAAAAUCUUAUUUCUUGAUGAUGACAUUGUUGUUCAGAAGGAUUUGACUGGAUUAUGGGCUGUGGAUCUAAAUGGAAAAGUAAAUGGUGCAGUUGAAACUUGUGGUGAGAGCUUUCAUCGAUUUGACAAAUAUCUUAACUUCUCAAAUCCUCAUAUUGCAAGAAAUUUUGAUCCAAAUGCUUGUGGUUGGGCAUACGGGAUGAACAUAUUUGAUCUGAGGGAGUGGAAAAAGAAGGACAUCACUGGCAUAUAUCACAAGUGGCAGAAUAUGAAUGAAGAUAGGGUGCUGUGGAAGCUGGGGACAUUACCUCCAGGGCUAAUGACAUUCUAUGGGCUGACACAUCCGCUAAAUAAAUCAUGGCAUGUACUUGGUUUGGGUUAUAAUCCAAGUGUGGAUCGAUCAGAGAUUGAGAACGCAGCCGUUGUACAUUACAACGGUAAUAUGAAGCCAUGGUUAGAAAUUGCCAUGACAAAGUAUCGGUCUUACUGGACCAAAUAUGUCAAGUACAAUCAUCCCUAUCUUCGUAACUGUAAGUUAAAGGAAUAGUCCUGAUAAUUGGUUCCUAAUUACAGAGAAGAAUUCUCUCUAUUUUCUCCAGCCUUCCCCACUUUCUUUCACCUUUCUGGCUGGGCUAUUUCCACUACAGUGAAGCUAGAAUGAUGAUCAAUGUCUUAUAAGGGAUAGGGUCAGCGCAUGUUCUAUAUCUGCCCACUACAUUAUCUCUUUCCCACAUUGAUUUUUGCUUUCAAUUCAUUUAAUUUGUUUACACCACUCUCACCAAAUUGAAACAAGAUACAGAAGUAGUAACCUUGUUUACCAUAAAAAAAAACUCAUUGUACAAUACUCUGAUGCUCAGACUGGACUAGAAAUUAAAUAUCAUAUUUCUGUAUUCUUUGUAAAGUAACUUGCCUGUUCAGUUUUCAGAGCUUAGUUGUUAUUGCAUAUACUGAUCUUUCAUCUCUCAAAUCAUGAAAUUUAAAGAAUGAUUUUUGUCUGU
This is a messenger RNA of Abrus precatorius (Indian licorice), 2876 nucleotides long. Its product is annotated as polygalacturonate 4-alpha-galacturonosyltransferase-like. NCBI's taxonomy places the organism in Eukaryota, Viridiplantae, Streptophyta, Magnoliopsida, Fabales, Fabaceae. Gene Ontology annotation, molecular function: polygalacturonate 4-alpha-galacturonosyltransferase activity. Bases 407 to 2425 code for a protein of 672 amino acids. The transcript is spliced from 10 exons. The record is from RefSeq and is a predicted model, not a curated record.